This is a messenger RNA of Onychostoma macrolepis, 3559 nucleotides long. RefSeq names its product C-signal-like. The transcript is spliced from 6 exons. Bases 1284 to 2054 code for a protein of 256 amino acids. The record is from RefSeq and is a predicted model, not a curated record. NCBI's taxonomy places the organism in Eukaryota, Metazoa, Chordata, Actinopteri, Cypriniformes, Cyprinidae.
UUAAAUGGUGUAUGGGAAAUUAAACAGCACAAAAAGUUUAUGCAUUCAGAUAAAUUACACAAUAUUGCAGUAUUGUUUAGUUUGUUUUAUUGUAUUGUACACACAGAGAAUGAAGUUAAACGUCAAACAUUAAUGACUUAUCACUUUAUUUAUAAAAUCACACACCAAUGUGUUAGUUUCCACCCUCAUGGGUAAAGAUACUCCUGUCAGCCAGAUACAACAAAAGAAUGUGACAAAAAAUCUUAUCGUCAAACCACUCUACUGAUAGCUAGGAGGAAGAAAAGAGAAAGGACCGGCUAUACUUUGCACUUGUAUUAAUAGACGGCAUGAUUAAUUUGAUAACUAUUUUAAUUAUAAAAGUUUGAAAAGGGGGCUUUCGGAGCAAUGCCAUAGAAGAACCCGAAGAAGCAUUCAGUGAACAGUUUAACAGUUAAAAGAACUUAAAAAAAGUUUCUUUAGAAAAAUCAAAAAAACUUUUUGUGGAAUGGAAAGGUUCAGUGGAUUUUAAAGGUUUUUCAUGGAAUCACAGACGCAAAUAAAGAACCUUCAUUUUAAAGAGUGAGUCUCAACAGGUAAUUACUGGACAGUGGAUGCAGAAGAAAAUUCCAUGACGUACAGUUUUAAAAUGUGCUUACCUACAUAUGGUUCUAUUUAAGUAAGUAAAUAAAUACAUUUUUAUUUUAAAUGGAAAAUGGACAAGUUGGACUAUUUGGUUUCCAGCACACGUGAACAUGCAUAUCAGAAUGCUUUAUGUCUAUAUGUUUUUAAACAUCCUGACACAGUAACAACAUUGGCUUAACCAAUAGUGUUUUAAGAUGGAGAUAUCUUGUUUGACCAAUUGGAGCAGGUACAAAGGUUUCGGAAACAAUUGGCUACAAAUGGGAAUGUUCCUUUUGAACAACCUAUAAAUAACUAUCUCGCUCAAAGUCACAGUGGCAACAAUGGAGCUACUAAUUAGCUCAUCAAUUUCUGCAUCAUAUCUUCCAGAUUUUGCUUUAGGACUGUUGUUUUCUAGACCUUUAACCUCUACUUCCACUCCUGAUAGCAUUUAUGAUUUGCAAUAAUACAGCUUUUGGAAAGCAUCCAAACAGUUUUAUUACUAAAAGCAAUCAGCACUGAUGAGCUUACGCUGAGUCACUCUGAAAUGUCAUCUUGACUCAUCAUGGUAACAAACACGAAAAAGACCAGUGCAAUAUGGGGCGUGGAAUCCACUCAGCUUCCUACAUAAAAACCCAAAUAGUGAGACAGCUUGGUUUACAGAACCAAACCGAUCAUCUUUGAACAUGGCGGUAUUAAAGGCAUGCAGUGCUCUAGUGACAGGGGCCAACCGAGGCUUGGGUUUAGAAAUGGUCAAGCAACUCCUGGAAGCUCGUUGCUCAAACAUUUUUGCUGCAUGUCGUGACCCAGAUGGACCAAAUUCUGAGACACUGAGAGAACUGGCCAAAAAGCAUCCAGGUGUUAUCUCCCUUGUGCAGCUUGAUGUUGCUGAUCAAUGCAGUAUCAAAGAGUCUGCCAAAAAAGUUGGUUCUCUGCUGGGGAAGAACGGCUUGAACCUGCUUGUGAAUAAUGCUGCAGUGUUGCCACAAAAAACCUUGCUGACCGCCACUGUUGAGGACAUGCAAAGCACCUUCAACACCAACGUGAUAGGACCUUUAUUUGUCAUUAGGGAGUACCUGCCGUAUCUGCGUACAGCAGCUAAAGCCAAGGGCAAACCAGGGAUGUCAUGUGAUAAAGCAGCUGUGAUCAACAUCUCCACGGAUUCAGCGUCUAUGAGCAUCAUGCCAGUAAUGAAAGAACCAUUCCCAUUCUUCCCAUACAGCAUCAGCAAGGCUGGUCUUAACAUGCUGACUAUAUAUACCGCAAGGGACUUAAAGGCAGAUGAGAUCCUCUGCAUUUCCAUUCACCCAGGAUGGGUGAGAACGGACAUGGGGGGAGAUAAGGCGCCUAUUGAUACCAGAAAAAGUGUGGAGGGAUUGAUGCGUGUCAUUGGCAGCCUUACUGAGAAGCAGAAUGGUGCAUUCUUAGACUACACUGGAAAAACAAUGCCCUGGUAAACCAAAAAAAAAUUUUUAAAAGAGGAACUUUAUCAAAGAGCUGAUCCAGAUGACCUAAUAUAAAUAAAAUAAGCAUAGUCAUUAAUGUUUAUGACAUGUUCAUCUUCAUUCUCCGUGUGUUCAAUACAAUAAACAAUACCACAAUAUUGUGUCUACACUGGAAAAACAAUGCCCUGGUAAACCAAAAAAAAGUUCAGCUAAGGGCUGAUCCAGAUGACCUAUUUUACCUAUUAGAAAUAAAGUGAUAAGUCAUUAAUGUUUGACAUGUUCAACUUCAUUCUCCGUGUGUUCAAUUCAAUAAAACAAUAAACUUUUUGUGCUGUAUAAUUUGCCAUUCAUCAUUUUAAAAAAAACACCAUCACAACACAUAUUUAGUAUUUAAUGUUAAGUGUUUUCUGACAGCAUUUCUACAGUAAGCAAGCAAUAUGGGAUGGGACUUAAAGAUACUUAAUCAGUCUUUUUACAUUUUGAUCAAUAUCCUUAAAUUUUAUAAACUAUUACAUAGAUCUACUGAGUUUACCAAGCUGCUACUUCUACUAAUCUUAGCAUUGUGAAGAGAGCAAUAAAUACAACUGGCUUUUCUGAUCAUUUAAAAUUACAUAUCAGUGGCGUUUAUUUAUAUAUAUAUAUAUAUAUAUAUAUGAGGUAAAUGUAAAUAUUUGUUAAAUUAUCCAAACAUUUACUUUGUUAGACAACAAACUGGCCAUAAAACUUAACAUCAUGUACUACCAAUCAAAGGUCUGGACACACUUGACUGAGCUUCUUGUGGACUUUAUAAUCUGUUUAUCUAAAGCCUUAUGCUUUAAUGCCUGAAAUUAAUUUUACAUGCAUGACAGACUUUUGCGUUUUAAAUUUUGACAAGUCAUGUCUUAUGGCUAAGAAACUUCCACUGUAUUAAAAGAUAAAUAACUGUUGGUGGGGAAAAGGAGGCUAGCAGUUAUUGGGUGGACAGUUUGAUACUGAGGACUUCAGAGAAAUAACUGAAUAAUUAUUUCUGUCUAAAAUAAUUGAAUAAUUACUCACGGUCAGUUUGCUUUAAGACCAUAAACAACAUGGGCUGACAACUACUCUAUAAAGGGUGUGCAUGCUUCUCUAUGCUUAGACUCUACAAGGAAUGGUAAAGAGUUUCUGGCCGUUGAAUAAAUGCUAGUGAAAGCCAAGUCUUUUUUGCUGUAUAGCAUUCAAAGAUAAAGGCCUAAUACACUCUUGAAUAUAAAGGUUCCAAAAGGGGCUUACGGAGCAAUGCCAAAGAAGAACCAUUAUUGCUUCCCCAAUGAUUCAUUCAGAAGUCCAUUCAGUGAACAGUUCUUAAAAUAACUUAAAAAAGGUUCUUUAGAAAAAUCUAAAGACCCUUCUGGAAAGAACAUUUGUGGAAUAGAAAGGUUUUUCAUUUUAAAGAGUGAGUCUCAACAGGUAAUUGCUAGACAGCUAAUGCAGAAGAAAAUUCCAUGACAGACAAAUUUAAAAUGUGCUUACCUACAUACAGUUCUAUUUAUAAAAAAAAA